Danio rerio (zebrafish) is the source of this 4404-nucleotide messenger RNA. Lineage: Eukaryota; Metazoa; Chordata; Actinopteri; Cypriniformes; Danionidae. The record is from RefSeq and is a predicted model, not a curated record.
UUUUUAGAGCACACACUGCAACAGAGAAAUGCACAGCCCUCCGCAUUUAUUCAUAUUUGUCAUUUGUGUGUAUACAGAACAGUCAAAAUGGGUCCUUUUGUAAAUGUCCUCACAGAGAUAACAAUGACUGCAUACAUAAGAGGAGCUCACUAAUGCAGCUUUUACGGUCUUGUUGUAAAAUGUAAAAUCUCUUCAGUGAGUGUUGGAGAGCUUUUGUUUGAGUGGGUUUGGAUUAUGUAGCAGGGGUUCUUCCUGACUGUGAUCAAUGACAAUUCAACAAAAUAAGCAAUGAAGAUGGUUUCACUAUUCUGGGAAGUGAGGAGGACAUCCUGCCAUUAUGUUUGGACUUAACCGAUACAUGUGUGAUGUGCUUUUUGAUCCUGCAACAAUUUUAGCUAAUCUUGUGAGGGCCAGAAAUGUUAUCACAACUAUAGAGAAACAUGUUGCAAACUGACAUUUGACGUGUGUUCAGGUGUCACAAUUUGAAAGGCACAUGAAUCAGCCAAAAUCAUGCUUUGCUUAUGUCAACAGUCGAGGGUUAAGUUUAGUAAUAUAAGUAAUAUCCUAGUCUUACCUGUGUACCUUCGUUGACGAAGUUGCAAGAUCAAUGCCACUACAUUGAUCAGUACUACAUACUGUCUGUAUGUCAAAAUCGUACAAGCUAUGGUCUAAAAUCUAUAAUUAUAUUGAGUUUACUUGAGUAAUCAUCGCGCGUCACCGCUGUCUUUUGGAGCAUGCGCACAACGCCGACCACAAAGCCAGUGGAUGGAUGACAUGCGUGAUGGUUAAAUUGUUACAGCAACAACACUGGGGCAAGUCGGGGUAAAGUGUUUACACGGUAUUUAAUCAAAUGAAUUAUUGAUUUAGUCCGACUAAGAUUGUUUACGGUGACCGUUGCUAUUUAAAUCAUGGGCUAAUUAACUUCGCUGAAAUAUGUAGGAGGAUAGUUUCAUUUCAUCUUAAUGUAAUUUAUGUUGGUAUUUCACUUUUGAAUACAUAAUAAAGCAUGUGCCAAAAAACAAACCUUCAAACAUUUACUUUUUAUUCUUGUAUUUGUGUUUGUCGUGGCAUUCUUCCUCGCUAUUGUCCUUAUGUUUUUAAUUUAUUUUUUAGCUGUUUAACUGCACCACUUUAGUGAUAAAGAACAAACACGUGUCCACUAAAUGCAGUUAAGGGAAAUUAAUUUCCAAACGUGCAUGAAGAAAACAUUUACACAAUACGUUUUAUUGUAUGACUGACAGCACCAGAGAUUUUGUUCUGGAUGGCAUCCUACGCAACAACGCGCAGUACAAAAAUGCAGUUGUGCAACAUUUUUUUAUUUUAUGUGAAUGCAUCUCUUGAGAGUAAAGGGUGAUAGCAGCACCUGUUUGUGCCAAAACAAAGCUGUUCUUGAAUGAGGUACUGCCACAAGUACAUAAAAUAUUAUAUAAUUAUCUAGAUAAUUAUAUCUAGAAAAUAACUAGAGGAGAGAUAAUGAUUACUUGGGAGUGCUGCAUAAUAUCUCUUUUAAAUCUCUUUUAUAUAUCUUGUAUUUCUAAUGUAGGUUUGUCUGUGGAAGAGGAUCCCACAAUGUCCAGUGAUGUCAACAGGAAGGCCGUGUUACAGGCGACAAAAGUUCGAAAAAAUUUAAAACAAGAUGGUUGUUGGAUUAAGAAAUCUCAAGAGGUUCUGGAGACUCAGUCAGAUGAAAAACCAUGGAAACCAAUAAAACUAGUAAACCCUGUGAAUGAGUCACCACCUGAGAGCAGUCCAGUUUCUUCCUCCAUCAUGCCAUGUGCACAGAGUAGUUCAGAUUCAUCCACACCCCCUCGAAACUCUUACGUCACCUCAACUUUGAGGAAAUUUGAGCCUGAAAACACACCAGCCAAAAGUGGAUCAUAUCUGGCUAAAAGUCCACAUACUGUGCUUAAGGAUGCAAAGAGAGCACAUGUAGAUGAAACAUCCAUAGUCAAACCCACAGAAGAACCACUCAAGACACCAGCAGGUACACCUGUGAAAGGCAUAGUGGAGAAACCUGUGGUCAAACCUACAGAGGAAGCACUAAAGACAUCCACAGACUCUCCCAAAAAAGAUGUAGUGGAGAAACUGGUAGUCAAACCAUCAGAGGAGGCACUGAAGACAUCUACAGACACUCCUAAAAAGGAUGUAGUGGAAAAACCAUUAGUCAAAACUACAGAAGAACCAUCGAAGACACUUGCAGAUGCUCCCGUGAAAGGCAUAGUGGAGAAACCUGUUGUCAAACCUACAGAGGAAGCAUUGAAGACAUUUACAGAUACACCUAAAAAGGAUGUAAUGGAGAAAUCUACAAAAGGACCACUGAACAAACCUGCAGUCGCUCCUAAAAAGUAUGUAUUGGAGAAAACAGUUGACAAACCUUCAGGUGAAACACUGAAGACACCUGCAAAUACUCCUGUGAAAGGCAUAGUGGAAAAACCUGUGGUCAAACCAUUAGAAGAAGCAGUGAAGAUUUCUACAGACACUCCUAAAAAGGAUGCAGAGCAUAAACCAUUGGUAAAAACAGCAGAAGAGCCACUGAGGACAUCUAUAGAUACUCAUAAAAAGGAUGCAGUGGAGAAACAGGUAGAAAGACCUUUAGAGGAAGCACUGAAGACACCUGCAGAUGCUUCUGUUAAAGGCAUAGUGGAAAAACCUGUGGUUAAACCAUUGGCAGAAGCACUGAAGACAUCUACAGACUCUCCUAAAAAGGAUGUAGUGGAGAAACCAUUAGUCAAAACUGCAGAAGAACCAUUGAAGACACCUGCAGAUGCUCCUGUGAAAGGCAUAGUAGAGAAGAUCAAACCUUUAGAGGAAGCACUGAAGACGACUACAGAAACACCUAAAAAGGAUGUAGAGGAGAAAUCCACAAACAAACCUGCCAUUGAACCACAGAACACACAAGUAAAAAGUGUAGUGGAAAAACCAGUAGUCAAAUCUUCAGGAGAAACAUUGCAGACAUCUAAAGAAUCUCCUAUAAAAGACACAGUGGAGCAAUCUACGUGCAAAAAUGCAAAAGAGCCAUUGAAAACAACUGCUGAUACUUCUAAAAAGGAAAUAAUUGAGAACCCAGUAGUCAAACCUGUAGACAAACCAUUAACACCAGCAGAUGUUCAAAAAAUAGAUGUACUACAGAAACCUGUAGUCAAGCCUGUUGAAGCACCACUGAAGACACAAAUAGAUAUGCAGAAGAAUGGUGUCGUAGAGAAACCAAUAGUCAAACCUAUAGAAAAACUAGCGAAGGCGCCUGAAAACACUGAAGGUGAAACAGGGAAGGCAAUUGCAGAUAAAGCUUCAGCAGAUCAAGGACAAUUCAGAGAAGAGAUGCCUCUGACAACAGACAAAACUCUAGUCAAAAAUCAGUCUAAACCAUCAGGUAGUUUGCCCACAGAGAAUAAAGAAGAUGGUAUAGUUGAACAAGUAACAACAGCUCACGCACCUGUAGCACAAGCUCAACUCAAACCAAGACAAGCAGAAAACCUGCCUACAAAUGAUUACAGGACUCCUCUGAAAGCUCCAACUGCAGAUUCAUCAGCUAAAGCAAAUGAAGAUCCUCUAGUGGCAGCAGAGAAAAACAGGCUGAACAAAGAAUCUGCACUGAAUGUGAAAGGUAAAACCAUGUGUUCAUUCUGCAAGCUGCCCUUAAAUGGAAAUGUGAAAAUCAGCAUCAACAUUCCUGACAUUCGCUGCCAUCCAGAUUGUCUAAAGUGUAAUGGCUGCAGCAGUCCUCUGGGGGAUCUCUCUUUAUCUAUGUACCACCAUGCUGGGAAAGUCCUCUGUGAAAAAUGCUUUGAUCAAAUCUUCCAGCGCUGAUGGCUCUUCCUCGAUAGGACUUGUCAACAUGAUAACUGACACUACAGAGUCUGAAACUAAGUGUGCCUGAAUUAAGCAAUAAGGGAUGGAAAUAUUUCUUUAUUUACAGCACAGUAAAAAGUGAUUAGUUUACUUAAACAAGUGAGUAAACUCGGAACUGUUCAGUUCACACAUUUUAUAAUAAUGCAUAUAGUUCAUUUACCUGAUAAUUUGAUGUCAACUCAUUGCUUUUUACAGUGCAGCUACAAAACAAACAAUUUUACAUGUUGUUUAUAGCGGCACUGGGUGUAAUUUCGGACACAAUUAUUACUGAUUCAAAAGAUUUCCUUUGCAGCGCACUGAUAAAAUGUGUUUUUUUUGAUGUUCAUUUAUAUUUUUGUAUUUUUGGUGAAUUUUAUGGUUUUAUUGUCACAGCCUGAAAAAGUUGUCUCAUACAUUGCGUUUUAGGUGUUGUCAAUAUGCCAACUUAAAUACUUUUAAUAAAUCAAUAUUGUGUGUUUCUGUGUCUUUGGAAAAAUGUACAUUAGAACCACCGUUUAAUAUAAAGUACAUUUGAUUACCCAUCAGAUCAUCAUUAAAUAGGUUUAUUGUACAGAA